AUAUUUUAUCUAAUAGCAUGCUUGGAUUAGUAACUCUUAUACAUUGUCCCUCUUUCUGGCGAAACCUCUCAUAAUGCCAAAAACAGAACUUUAGCUUCAGAUGAUACUAGUAUUAUGGGUGUUAAGGUAGAAAAAUCAGCAGAGUUUUCGUAUGAGAAACUAGCCAAUGCCACAAAUAACUUCAGUUUGGCUAAAAAGAUUGGUCAAGGUGGUUUUGGUGAAGUCUAUUAUGGAGAGCUCAAUGGCGAGAUAUGUAUAUGGAAGUGUUUCUCCCAAAAUAAAUGUAUAUGCUUUCGGAGUUGUUCUAUAUGAGCUUAUUUCUGCAAAAGAAGCUUUGAUGAGGAGUGGUGGUGCAUCUGGUGCUGAAUUGAAGGGCCUUGUGGCUUUGGUGAUUAUUAAUGACUUUGCCAUGGAGUUGCUUCAGAUCGAGACGCAGCGCAAGGACGAAGCUCGCAGAGAAGCCCUUAAAGUUGCCAAUGAGGAGCGCAAGAAGCUCAAGGCCGAAGCUGCACAAAUCAGGGCUCAGGAACGAGGUGCUUUGGUAGCAACAUUGGAUUUCCUUGAGAUUUGUGCUGGCUUCAUGAUGAUAAUUGGAAACUUUCUACCCCAGGGUGAACUUGAAAUAUCAUCAGUGACAAAUGCUGGGGUGAACUUUCUACCCCAGGCAUAA
Arachis duranensis is the source of this 670-nucleotide messenger RNA. Its product is annotated as chitin elicitor receptor kinase 1-like. The record is from RefSeq and is a predicted model, not a curated record. NCBI's taxonomy places the organism in Eukaryota, Viridiplantae, Streptophyta, Magnoliopsida, Fabales, Fabaceae. The transcript is spliced from 3 exons. The coding region runs from base 167 to 670 and encodes 167 amino acids. Gene Ontology annotation, molecular function: transmembrane receptor protein kinase activity. Gene Ontology annotation, biological process: innate immune response.